CGAGUCCGCGCCUUCGCGACAGGUAGAGGGACAGGCCUCGUUUCCCUUGAAGCUAUCCGACACCACGGCGUCAUUUAGAGGUCAAGCUGGUGGUGGUUUAGAUCUGGUCAAUCUUGCCAGGGAGAUUCUAGGCCGAGGAAGCGAUUCCGGAACUGCGAGCCUGUCAGAACCGAGAGUCAUUGCCUCUCAGAUGGCCUCGACAGAAGAGCAAAACACGAGCGGUCAACCUGAUUCGCCAACGUCUCGUUUUACGGCUGUUAACAACAAAGAGCCUCCUGUGGGAGCUCCUCUGAACUCAAAUGUCCCUUCGCGAAGAGGCUCGGAUGAGAGGUCCAAUGGUCAACCACGGAUCACGCCUCCUGGACAGGAAAAGCUGACGAUUACAACUACGACGACCCAAGAUUGGCUACCUCCAUCAUCCAAUGGAGAUAGGCAUCAAUAUCAGCCUUCAAAUGCGUAUACGGAUCCUGACGGCUCUCAUAAACGCAAGAGGUCAGGCUCAAUCGAGCAAAACUCAUCUUCAGCUAAUUCAUACCACACUCAUGCCUUGCCAUCUUCCGCCAAACAAACCCCCAACACCGCGACGACGGAGUCAGAUGGCCCUCGAGAGGAGUCACUACGUCCAACUGCUUCAAUUGAGCCUCGAGAUCCGUAUGGUUCUGAAUCUCAGUACAGGCAAUUCAUGGCAUCACAAGAGGACAUCCGUGAGAACGUGCGUGGACACGAUCCGUGGCACCCACGACAGUACACCCCACCAGUUAUGACUUCUGAUGAGCAACUUGGAGAAGUUCUUCGAAGAGCAUCGCAAACCAAUCCGUAUGGUCCGUAUAGAAACGACGGAAGAGAGAUGUCCACACAAUCUGAUCCCAAGAAGCGAAAGCGAAACUUCAGCAACCGGACAAAAACCGGCUGCAUGACUUGUCGGAGGCGAAAGAAGAAAUGUGACGAAAGUCGACCAGAGUGUAACAAUUGUUUGCGAGGCGGGUUCGUUUGCUCGGGUUACCAACAGCGCGGCCAAUGGCCCAAAACGGAACAAAAAGCAGCCCCGAUCCCCUUGCAAUCAAAGACAGAAUAUGAGAAUUCGCCAUAUUCAGCUUCUUCUCCGUACUCGCAACACCAUCUUGCGCAACCUCGACGGGAACCAUUACCUGGAUACCGUGGACAAACCCUGCGCGUCGAUCCUCAACAUGGUGGUCGCAAUAUGAACAUGGAUGACGAUCAACCAAGUGCAUCGACGAUCCCCAGUGCUUCAGUCGCCAGCCCGGAGAACAACCGAUUAUCAGCCAUUUCUUACAAUGCACAGAUACCGACACCGAUCACAGCGUCCAGUAGUGCUUAUCCAGACCGACAGCCACCGAAGAAUGUGUAUGACCGUGUCGGCCCGCUGCAUGAUCUCUCAAGGCAGGAGCCGAGAACCGAGUCAGAUACUGGAACACCGCAAUCUGCAUCAUCGACUCUACCACAGAUUCUGCACCCUCAGCUACACUCGAGCAGUCCACACAGCAACCCUCAAGUUGCGGCACAGCUAGCUUUGUCCAACCUUGCAUCUACCAACAGACCACGCACACAAAAGGAACAAAUGCUGGCAGGUCAGCACUACUUCCCCUUCGACAAGGAACUUGUCCUUGAGCGCGAGCGAUGCAAUGGGGCUUGUUGGAGAUUCAAUAGCAGCACCAAUCCGAACAAUGGCGUGUCCCCAGAGGAACGUGCACGUCUGUUUCGAGACAUCCUGCAGCCUCGAGAGUCUGUCAUCUCACCAACUCAAGCCUCACCUGUCACACCCGUUGGUCGAGUUGGCGACAAUGUUGUGGUGGAGGCGCCUUUCAACUGCGACUAUGGAUACAAUAUCAGCAUUGGCCAAGAUGUUGCUAUUGGAAAGAAUUGUACCAUUCUCGAUACUUGCGAGGUUGAGAUCGGCGACAGAUGUCACAUCGGGCCGAAUGUCAAUAUCUACACUGCGACAUUGCCUAUCGACCCCAAACGCAGAUUGGGUUCUCGCGGACCAAACUUUGGACGGAAGAUCACUAUUGAGAGUGAUUGUUGGAUUGGUGGUGGAGUGACGAUCUUGCCUGGACGCACGAUUGGCAAGGGAAGUACGGUGGGGGCCGGCUCCGUCGUCACGAGGGUAUGCUCAUUCGUUUAUCCACAAUUUUAGUUUACUAACAGCGCUUUGCAGGACGUCCCAUCAUACACUGUCGUCUGCGGCAACCCCGCUCGAGUCAAUCGAGGAAUAUACGCAACAUGAGCUAUGGAUCCAGUACACGAACGAUGAUGCGCUCUUGCCGUGCAUCAACUCUUUAUCACGAGCAAACUUUCUUCAUAUCCACUUCGGCUGCUCGCAAACGGAAGCCGGAUGUUGUUCUUUCAUACCAAAACACUUGUAAUUACGUAUCCCGG
This is a messenger RNA of Mollisia scopiformis, 2397 nucleotides long. RefSeq lists its product as uncharacterized. Bases 191 to 2155 code for a protein of 654 amino acids. The transcript is spliced from 3 exons. Gene Ontology annotation, molecular function: zinc ion binding; DNA-binding transcription factor activity, RNA polymerase II-specific; acetyltransferase activity. Lineage: Eukaryota; Fungi; Ascomycota; Leotiomycetes; Helotiales; Mollisiaceae. Gene Ontology annotation, biological process: regulation of DNA-templated transcription. The record is from RefSeq and is a predicted model, not a curated record.